Molecule: messenger RNA, 2492 nt
Organism: Ectocarpus sp. CCAP 1310/34
Lineage: Eukaryota; Phaeophyceae; Ectocarpales; Ectocarpaceae
Source: the annotation of a GenBank genome assembly
CCCGCUCUACGCUUGGGAACGAGACGCCUACAUGAGUCUGAACCACCAGGGCGAACCCGAAGUAGCGGGUCGGAAGACUGGGAAUCGGGCGCACCGUCGCUCCGAGAGCGAGGCCAGUGGCGCAUUCGGCGGAGGUCCUCGUCCAUUCAGCAGCACCAGUUACGAUAGUCCCCGAUGGAGAGGCGGAGGCGCGAACAAGCAACGUGGGUCAGGGGGGCGGUACGGGUGGAGGGCGAACGAUGGCAACAACGCAUCGCCGGCAGACGAUGAAAAUCCCAGACUGGUCUCCCUUGCUGAUUUAAUCCGCAAAGAGGACAAGGUCCCUGCGACGCUCUUGUACGAACACCCAGGCGAUACGGACGCUCCGAUGGAUGCCCGGGACAUCGAGGCGGGAGGCCUCACCCACCAAGCCAUGAACGGCGGGGCAGUUGGCAUGCAAGAAGCUCUUCAAGCGGCCGAGCACGGCAACUCUGUUCGACUGUCGAAAUUCUUGCAAGAUGGAGGCAAUCCGGACACGUUGUCAAGGCUCCACCACCUACGUUGGAGCCUGCUGCAUUUAGCUGCAGGGUGCUCAUCCAUGGGAGGCCGCUUGGCUUUUGCGUCCCAUCGUCGUCGCCCCGAGCCGGACUGUAACGAUGGAUACGUGACCUGCGUUUCGGAGCUGCUUGCCGCGGGCGCUGAUCCUAACAUAACGUCGAGUAGCUUAGGAUAUACGCCCCUGAUGAGUGCGGCGUUAACUGGAAGCAAGGAAUGCUGCUGGUUGUUGCUGAGGGCUGGGGCUCGGCUGGACAUGAGGGCAGACGAUGGACGAACUGCGUUCGACUUUGCCCAGAAAGCCAGGCACCUUGGCGGCGGAAGUUCGGGGGGUAUACACGAUUCCGUCUUAGAUGUCCUUCGCGAACCUCCGAAGAAAAUUCCAAGGUCGCCAACGAUGGUAAUCGCAACGCUUGCUGAACGAUCAAGCCUCGAGCCGGAGGAGGAGGUCCCUCCCGUGGAGGUUCGGUGGAGGGUGCCGUCGCAGGCUAGUCUUGCUCCGACUUUAUGCGGAGAUGUGGAGAGAUUUUACCUCAAAACGUGGUGCCGAGGAAAAGGAAAAGAGGUGAUCCGGACGAAGACCUCAACAGCAGACGUGCCUCGGAGAGAUUUCUGCCGAAAUCAGAUCAUCGACAGAGGGAUCGCUCUUCGAAAAAACCUCUGCCUUCCUCAGUCACAAACGACAUCAGCCAUCGUCCAUGGCCUACGGGCGGGGGGUGUAUACUCGUUCACUGUUUCUUGUGUCGCGGAGGUGGAAGGCGCGCUGCGACAUUCCCCACCAUCUUGCAUGUCGAAGCCGCUACUGAUCCCGGAAUCGAAGGAGGACCAUCAGUGGCGCCUUGGAGGGAUGCUUCAGAUGGUAACUGGGAAAGAUACACCCUCGAGUGGUACAACCGGCGAGGGUGGCGCAGCACCACAGGUUCGACGGGUGACCAACCAAUCUCCCACAAGUAUUGACCAGCGACGGGGUCCUGCAAAGAGUUUCAGCGUGUCCUGGGCGAAGGAUGAUAUCGCUCCCACGAUAGAUCAACGACAGCCGGCAAGUUACCGCGUGAGCGAUGAUGUGAUCGUGUCUCCGUCGGGCGACUUCGGGCGGUCCUUAACAAGCAAUGCCAGCGAGUGGGAGCCCAAACACGCUUCCCCUGUGGUGCCUUUGCGACGUCGCUCGCAGUCGUACGCGAGCUCCGCGACGCGAGCCGACACAUUCCUACAGACUUCGACGGCUGACGAGACAAUUCGAGCCUCGAUGGCGUUCCCCCCCCCGAGUACAUCCUCACAUUUGGAAGAAGGAACCGAAGCGCGGCCGUUAUUCGGUGACAUGACGCCGCACGCUGGACGGGCCCAGGGAGAAAUGGGUGGCGGAGGAACCCCUCUGACCUUCUCGACGAAUAGUUCGGGAUUUGAAGCGAGCGAAUUUUACGAAGACGGUGGUUGUAGCGUUAGUUAGAUAGUUGGGCGUUUGCAGGGCAACGCGUUUUCGUUGUCUGGGCGAUGGGGUGAGCAGAGGUUGACGUUGGGAUGAGCUGAGUCGGCCUAGGGGACUAUCUCCGCUGCCCACGAUAAGGUUGACCAUGUUUUACGGAGGUAAACUUGCGCAACCUAGGCGUGUUCGUUGGAUCGUAGCUCUGGCUCCAUAUGGCAUCAAUGUCAUUAUUAGGUGCUACUGCUGCUCUAGACCAACUUGUUUGUUCGUUGGUGUCAUUUUCGUGUUUUGUUCUUGCCCGUCAACGACAUCGGCGGGGUUUGUUCUGAACGUAGGUGGUGAUCAUGUGUUUGAAGUGGUAGCUCGGUCGUCGUACGGUUUAAGCCAUCCCUGUAUUCAGAUGUUGAUAAAUACAUGCGGUAGCUAGACUAAAUGUCUCCCUUCUUGCUUUUCACGGUCUUACGAUACACGACACCUUGUUAUGAUCAUGACAUGGGAUAGACUAGGAAUAGUUCUUCUGGAAGUCCGCAGGCUG